Molecule: messenger RNA, 1763 nt
Organism: Meloidogyne enterolobii
Lineage: Eukaryota; Metazoa; Nematoda; Chromadorea; Rhabditida; Meloidogynidae
Source: the annotation of a GenBank genome assembly
UUAUGCAACAUUAAGCAUUUUACAACAUAUUUUUUGGUAAUUAAUGGGUUGUUGAAUAAACAAAUAUUUUUUAAGUUCCUAGUUGUUAAUCACUCUAAUAUUUUUUGUUAUCGAUUUGGUGAAUGAUUGGGUUAUUGAUUUAGAUGUUCCCUCGUUUUAUUUGAUAUUGGACAAGAAAAUACUCGAGUUGGAUUAAUUCAAUAUAGUGAUCAAAUAAGACAUGAAUUUGAUUUUAACCAAUAUUCUGACAAACAUUCUUUACGACAAGCAAUAGCCCAAACUCAAUAUUUGACUGGUUUAACAAGAACUGGAGCAGCAAUACAACAUAUGGUUCAAAAAGGUUUUGCCAACGUCGAGGAGCACGUCCUCUUUCCUCUCCUCCGUCAUUAUCAAGUAGUACUGAUGUAAGCCGUGUUGCUAUAGUUAUAACAGAUGGAAGAAGUCAACAGAACCAGAUUAAAAAGCUAGAGAACAACAUAUAAAUACUUUUGCUAUUGGAGUUACUGAUCAUGUACUUGCUUUGGAAUUGGAAUCGAUAGCUGGUUUACUAUAAAAAUAAAUUAGGGAUGUCGCGGGUUUAGAGAAAAUAGGGUCCGGGUUAAUUUUCUUUGGUUAAAAAAAUGUCAGGUGCUCCUCGUGGUGGAUUUCUGUGGGGGUUUUUUUCAGAAGAUUUUUUAAAUUGGGGUUUGGUUAUUCCGUUACAUCGCUGAUAUAAACGUGUGAUUUAUUCAUAAUUAUUAUUUAUUUUAAUAGGUUCUCAGCAACGCUGGUUUUAUGUUGAUCGCUUCAAGGAUUUGGAUAUGCGACUUCGAUCAAUUGUAUAAAUUCGUUUAGUUUAUAAUAACUUAAGUGCUCUAAUUUAAGUUCAAAAGCUAGCAUGCCCCUCUCCAUCACGUCCCACUCAAUUAUCAUCUGGUUGCAGUGUUGACGCUCAAACAAUGUGUGAUAGAACGCGAAAUGAAAUUUGUACUUUAAUUAAUAAAAAACCAACAUGCCUUUGCCUUAAUGGUGGAUUUGAUAGACAUUCAUUAACCCCUGUUUGUGGAGGAAAUUUGUGCAAUCCUAAAUUACCAACUUCUUGUCCACAUCCUGAAUUAUGUCAAAGAACACCUUUUGGAAAUCAUCGUUGCGCUUGUCCUGCCUCAUAUGCACGAGAAAUGCAUUCAGGAAUAUGUAUAUCUUCUUCACUUCCUCAUAUAUUUUUAAAUAAACAACAUUUACCUUCAAACUUUACUUCAUCAACUAAAUACCUACUCACCAUCACUGGUGAAACCUGCUCUCCAGGAAUGGCUUUUAAUCCUCGAUCAGGAAAUUGUGGUCCUCCUGGAUUCUGUGAUGCUAUCAGAAAAACUGAAGAUGAAUGUGAUAUACGUAAACGUGAACAUUGCCUUUUACAUACUUCUGGACAAUUUCAUACUUGUCAGUGUUUACCAGGAGAGAAACGACAUCCAGCGACUGAAAUUUGCUACCAAUCUCCAGAUCCUGUAAAUAAACCGGGUCGUCUAUGUGUUGGAGAAGUUAAUGAAUGUGCUCUAGGUCAAACACAUACUCGUUGUUCACCUGAUGCUUUGUGUGUAGACACCGCUGAAGGAUACAUUUGUCGUUGUAAACCUGGUUUUGUUGAUUUAUCUCUAAAUGCACGGCAUGAAUCUGGAAUUGUUUGUCGUAAAUUAGUGUAUGAAUGUUCUCGUGAAGAAUUGAAUACUUGCCACCCAGAUGCAUUUUGUGUGGAUACUCAUGACUCAUACAAAUGUAUUUGUUAA